AUGACCUUAAUUGGGGUAGCCAAGGCUGCGGCCUUGCGGUGGAUCGAAAGUCAGCAGGAGUGGCUUUCAGAUUUCCACCAGGAAAUUUGGAAUUACGCCGAACCCGCCUACCGGGAGUACCGGUCCGCCCGCGCCUUCGUGGACCUGUUACGGCAACACGGUUUCGAAGUGGAAGAGGGCUCCGGAGAAAUGCCGACCGCCUUCUGCGCCACCUGGGGCCAGGGAGGGCCAACACUGGCAACCUUUGCGGAGUACGACGCGGUGCCCGGCAACUCCCAGCAACCGGUUCCCUACCAGGCGCCCCGGGAGGGGCUCCAUCCCUGGGCCGCCGGCCAUACUGACCCCCAUUCCUCCUUGGGAGUGGCAGCACUGAUGGGGAUUUUGGGCGCCAAGGCGGCCAUGGAGGCUCGCGGCCUUUCCGGAACCCUGCGAAUAUUUGGCGAACCGGCGGAGAAAAUCUGCGGGUCCAAGCCGGUGCACGCCGCCAAGGGCUACUAUGACGAUCUGGACGCCGCCGUGGUCUAUCAUCCCCAUACCACCAACACCGUUGCCUGGGAAACCCACUGCGGUUCCUACUGGAGCGUAGUCUUCACUUUCGAGUGCCUGGAACCGGAAAAGUGGAUGGAUUCCAGCUUGCUGGCUGCGCCGGACCGUCCUCAUACGGUGGCCCGCUGCCCCGGGGCCCUUGACGCCGUUUGCCUGAUGUACACCAAUACCAAGUACACCAAGGAAUCCAUGUUUCCCCAUACCGGCACCUGGACCCUCAACGAAUACAUACUGGCCGGCGGGCAAUGCACCUCCGACAACCUGCCGCCGCGGUUCAGCCAAAUCCAGUACGCCUGGCGGUCGCCCACCCUGGAUAUUCAGGACCGCAUUUACCAGGUGCUGGAACGCAACGCCCGCCAUGCCGCAGAGGUCACCGGCUGCGUCGUAACGCCCCGCUGGGUGACCAAGACCCGGGUGGGCCUGCCCAACCUGGCCCUGUCUGAGCUAACCUACAGGAACCUGGAACUGUUGGGCCCUCCGAUUUUCGGAGAUGAAGCUCGCAAGUUUGCCCGGGCUAUUCAGGAAAACCUGGGAUUGCCGCCCGCUGACGAGCCCUUCACUGACGACAAUCUGCGGCUGCAGACGCCUCAGGACUAUGAUGCGGCGCAACAGCGUAGCCUGCCGCCCUGGCAGCACAACUUCACCUCCGAUGACUACGUCGAAUACACCUGGCACGCUCCCACCGCCCGCUUGCAUACUUCUCGGCCACGCCUCCGGCCUCCUGAAAGUGGGUUCACCUAUCCCAUGUGGACUUUGAACGCCAUGGGGGGAGUUCCCGGCUGUAUUGACCCAGGGAUGUUUGUUGCCGGCAAGACCAUUGCUGCCACUUUGACGGAUUUGCUAACCAUCCCGUCGACAUUGGAAAAGGCUCAAGCUGAAUUUCGGGAAAGGACGGGCGGCGGGGUCGGUGGGGAGAAAUGGGUGGCCCCGCUGUUGGCGGAAGACUUUGUUCCACCCGUGGACCUGCGCUGGCCCGAAUACGUGGAGACUCCUCGCGGUAUGGAAUGGUGGAUUCCAACUCCGCUGGCGUGA
Messenger RNA from Geodia barretti, 1578 nucleotides. The record is from the annotation of a GenBank genome assembly. Lineage: Eukaryota; Metazoa; Porifera; Demospongiae; Tetractinellida; Geodiidae.